AUGCUCUGCACCCCUUCUCCUUGUCACCAUGGGGGAUCCUGGACCCUGAACCGUGUUCUGCUCGAGGUAGAAGCCCUGAGCCCCGUGAAGCUGCUGCAGGCAGCUACCCUGAAGCACCCCUGUGAGGCUGACCCUGUUUGGUCAACUGGGAAGGGCUCUCAGGACACCUCCCCCACCUCUGAAGUCAAGGUCAAGAGGGGGGCCCACAGGGCCCAGGAGGGGGGUAUAAAGGGCCCAGAGGAGGGUGCCCAGGCACCAGACUCCCGGCACCAGGACGGGACCACAGGACUCCGCAGGCAGGAGCCCUGGACUCUCCAGCCAGAAGCCAUGCUGCUGUGGCUGACCCUCACCCUCCUGUGGAGCCCCACCUGCUGGGCAGGGGCUCUGUAUGGGCAUGGAGGAGGCUCAUAUUUCAGCACAACUAAAGACAAUGAAAAUGAGAUCGCCGGGAUCAGAGUGUUUAUAGGUAUUGCUGGCAUAAUCAAGAGUAUCCAGGUGAAGUUUGGCUCCUCUUGGAGUGAGAAAUAUGGAGCCCCAGGUGGGACCCCUCAGGAAUUUGUCCUGCAGCCUGGUGAAUACAUUACAGAAGUUGAUGGCUCCUACAGGCUUUUCCUCCGGCACCUCGUCAUCUACACCAGUUAUGGGCGUAAGGCCACAUUUGGAGAGAAGAGUGGCAGGAGCUUUUCUGCCUUCCCUGACGGGAGUGAGAAAGUGCUCACUGGAGUCUUCGGACAGCAUAAGCUUCUGGGCAUCUCCAGCAUCGGCUUUGAGUGGGAUUAUCCAAUAGUACAGUUGACCUAUGAUCAAGAAAGUACUACUCCAGGAUAGCUUGGAACUGAAACUAAGCUUGGUAAAUGAGCAGUCCUGGGUCUCCAGGGCUGGGCCGUGGGUUACCCUGCCAAGGCCGUCUGGCUGGUGGUGGGCACAAGUCACCAGGGACCUGAGUGCAGCCCUGAAUCAGAAUCCACCAAUAAAUCCAGCUUCU
Molecule: messenger RNA, 985 nt
Organism: Capra hircus (goat)
Lineage: Eukaryota; Metazoa; Chordata; Mammalia; Artiodactyla; Bovidae
Product: zymogen granule protein 16 homolog B
Exons: 5
Coding region: 1-828 (275 amino acids)
Source: RefSeq, a predicted model, not a curated record